This is a messenger RNA of Sphaeramia orbicularis (orbiculate cardinalfish), 1281 nucleotides long. Its product is annotated as ependymin-like. The record is from RefSeq and is a predicted model, not a curated record. Gene Ontology annotation, biological process: cell-matrix adhesion. NCBI's taxonomy places the organism in Eukaryota, Metazoa, Chordata, Actinopteri, Kurtiformes, Apogonidae. Gene Ontology annotation, molecular function: calcium ion binding. Bases 428 to 1069 code for a protein of 213 amino acids. The transcript is spliced from 6 exons. Gene Ontology annotation, cellular component: extracellular region; lysosome.
CCACUGUGCACAACCCUCAGCCUUUGCGUCUGCACAUAAAAAUUAAACUUACAUUUUCUGGACAUAAUCAACUAAAAGGUAGGGAUUAUUUUAUAUAGUGAUGUCUGAUGUCUUGUACAAUCUGUGGAUGCUAGAUUUUUGUACAAAGUGUGUGAAAAACAAACCAUUUCAGCAUUCACAAAGUGAAAUGGAUGCCCUUCAACAAGAAAAUACAGGUAGUUUUGACCUCUUAUCUUAAUUUAAGUCCAAUCACUCCUUCAUAUAUGCUCAGGAACUUGACUUUCAUUUAGUGACCGGGCUUAAAUCAAAAGCUGGAGGCUGGACUUUCCUCCUGGAGCCUCAGCGUCAGAGUUUAUAAGGAAGUGACUCUGCUCUCAGAGGACUGUGUAACCAGCUACACUUGAAGUGGUGUGUUGAAGUCUACAACAUGAGACUUUUGGCAGUACUGACUUGCUUACUGGCAUGUUGCCUGGCCCAGAAGCCAAAACCAUGCGAAAGUCCUCCUUUGCUCUCCGGAGCCUUCACUGUGUCCACACAGAAUGAAAAAGUUUGGACCUAUGGCAAAUACGUGUAUGACGCACUGGGAAAACGCAUGCGCCUCUUUGAGUUGGGAAUAUAUGAGAAUAAGACAUUCAACUAUGACGCUAUUCUGCUCUACAGAGAGGGGGUAAUGUACGAGAUUCAUGAUCAUGACAAGACGUGCGAAAAGAAGCCACUGAAGGCAGACUUCUUCGUCUUGGGAGUUCCCAAAAAUUCAUCUUUUGUGGGUCAAGCUGUUGUAGGCACCUCGUCUGCACCUGGAGCUGGCCUCCUGGUCAACACUUGGACAGGAGAAAUGCCUGAGCUUGGGGGAAAGUACAUGACUACAGUUACAGAGUAUGGGUGCAUUCCUGUCAACUAUCUGUUCCAUACUGCUGACUAUGGAUGGAUGGUGUUUAGCUACUUUGACAACGUUGUUGGGAUUACAGACCCUGGUGUGUUUAUUCCUCCGGAUUUCUGCAAAGCUGCAAUGAUGAAGCCUCAGAGCCAGCCAGUGGAUAUCUUCAGCUUGUUCCACAACAAACACUGAGCAUUUCUUUUAACUAAUAUCUCAAACCUUCACAAUAAAGUUGAUCGAGUGAAUCAUGGCAUUGCCACAUGGCACACACGUAUACGAUUAAAAGUCUUUAUAAUGAGCGUGGGUGUAUAUACCAACAUUGCUGCUUAUUAAACAGGAAGGUUGUCUUUUUCCACUAAUGAAUGUGAUGUGAAAUCUUUUAUUAAUACAGACUUUUUUUUGUA